Thunnus maccoyii (southern bluefin tuna) is the source of this 3880-nucleotide messenger RNA. It is a transcript of the gene taf3, whose product is annotated as TAF3 RNA polymerase II, TATA box binding protein (TBP)-associated facto. Gene Ontology annotation, molecular function: protein heterodimerization activity. Gene Ontology annotation, cellular component: transcription factor TFIID complex. Bases 289 to 3099 code for a protein of 936 amino acids. The transcript is spliced from 7 exons. NCBI's taxonomy places the organism in Eukaryota, Metazoa, Chordata, Actinopteri, Scombriformes, Scombridae. The record is from RefSeq and is a predicted model, not a curated record.
CCUGCGCGCCGCCGGUCACUGAUGAACCGCCUGAACACACAAGAGCCGUGUAGGCAGACGCUCACUUCUGCGCAUGUGCGGUCAAAUUUUUCGGGGAUGGGUCUAUCGAUUGGAAUCAAGAUGGCGACUCUGGCAAAAGCGCCAAUAUAUUUACUGAAGUAGAUGUCCCAAAUUAACCGCGGUAGCGGGUUUUCUCAAGCCCCUCGCGGGGUUCGUGAAACAUGAAGACCGGGGGCAUGUUUUGGAAGAGGGAUUGACCGGGAUUAAGACCGUAACAAAGUCAGCGAGAUGUGUGAGAGCUAUGCCCGCUCGCUGCUGCGUGUGUCGGUGGCGCAGAUCUGCCAGGCUUUGGGCUGGGAUGCGGUUCAGCUCACUGCGUGCGAUCUGCUGUCCGAUGUGCUGCAUCGGUACAUCCAGCAGCUAGCCAGGGUCUGCCAUCGGUACUCUGAGCUCUAUGGAAGAACAGAUCCAGUCCUGGACGAUGUCAGCCAGGCCUUCAGGCUGCUGGGGGUGAGUCUGACUGAACUGGAGGACUAUGUCCACAACCUGGAGCCUGUGGCCUUCGCCCAUCAAACGCCGCUCUUUCCUGUUAGCAAAAACAAUGUUCUGCAGUUUCCCCAGCCUGGAGCCCGAGAUGCAGAGGAAAGGAAGGAUUACAUUCCAGAUUACAUGCCACCUCUGGUCUCCUUACAAGAAGAAGAGGAGGAGGAAGAGGUCCCUCCUGACAUGGGUACCUCAGCCGAAGCUAUGCAGGUGGCACUGGAGGAGGACGAGGAGGAAAUGGACGACGAUGAGACAGUCAACGAUGAGAACCACCCACUGAAGAGGUCCCUGGACAGUCCCGAUGCAGCUAUGGGCAUGAUGCCUACUUCGAAGAGACCGCGUUUGUACCCUGGCCUCAGCCCGGAAUGGGGGGUUGAGCCCAGGGAGCCCCUUACCUCUCUCAACCCUCAGCGUGUUCCACCAGGGAUGCUGCCUUCUCACGAUAGCCUUGACCCCCUGUCACCUGAAACACCUUCUGGAACCCUGCCUUCCUUCAGACCUCAGAUGGUAGUACCAAAACACUCUGAUCAAAAGGCCCUUACCACUCCAGGAAGAAAGCCUAAGGUCUCCUCCCCUGGCAGACAACGGACUAAGUCCCCUAAAGGGGUCAUUCCUGUUCCAGUGAGUGGCAGUCCCAUCCAUUCUCCAAAACCGUCUAAGGAAAGGAAGAAAUCCCCUGGCAGGACGAAGAGUCCUAAAAGUCCCAAGAGCCCAAAGAUAGGCUCGGUCAAACCAUCUCAACCCCAGAGCAAGACAGAAGUUGCCCAUGUACCCAAGAUACCCAUGCUUGCACUGAGUGAGAGGAUGGGCAAAGAGAACAUCCAUAUGCGUCAAAAUAUAGAGGACAGAGAGUCAGCUGAGGGCCCCUUCAAGAAACUCGAGCCUGAUAAUACAGCUAUUGAUGACUCCAUUGAUGCUGUGAUCGCCAGAGCGUGUGCUGAGCGGGAGCCAGAUCCUUUUGCUUUCUCCUCUGGCUCUGAUUCCGACAGCAAUGGAUUUUCGAGCCCCAGGAGACUGACCAUUAUGGAGCCAUCUACACCCAAAAUCCUGAUUGGGGCCAGCAACUCUGUAAAGGACACAUCAACACCACUUCACCUACAGGCACACCCAGACCUAGGAAAUUGGACUAUGGAUGAUUCGAUCAAUGAGGUGAUCCGAAAGGUCAACCGUCCGCCUCCCCCUCCAAGUCAUGGAGAAUUUGUUUCAUCGGGAUCGGCCUCACCACCGACUCCUGAACCUCUUCUCAAGGUUUUUGAGGAGAAGAACAAGUUUGUUUCACCAGUGGACGUUAAGAAAAAGCUGAAGAAGGAGCUCAAAACUAAAAUGAAGAAGAAGGAAAAAGACAAGCCGAAAGACAAAGAUCGGGACAAGGACAAGAGCAAGCUGAAAGAGAAAAAUAAGGACAAGAACCGGGAUAAGAACAAGGAGUUUUCCAAGGAUGGCAAGUUGCCAUGGAAGGAGUUUGGAGUGAAGGAUGAUGAGCACUUCAGUCCACGAGACUUCACUCUGCCGGAGGGCUCCGUUAAGAUAAAAAACAGAGAUGGAGAUGGCUCUAAGAAGGAGAAGGAGAAACACAAAGACAAAAAGAAGGAUAAAGAAAAAAGUAAGAAGGACAAAGAUAAGCGAGACAAGGGCAAAGACAGGAGCAAGGACGACAGGCAGAAGCAAUCUGCGCUAGCGCCCUUUGCCCUGAGUGAAAUCCCACCACUGUUCAGCCCGUCUGCCUGCCUGCGUAUACCCUCCAUGCUUCCUCCUUUGGCCCCAAUCCUCCAGGAUAAGGAAAUAAAGAGCAAAGAGAAGGACAAGAAGAAAGACAAGAAGGAGAAGAAGAAAAAGAAAGAUAAGGAGAAGGAUAAGGAGCGAGAGAAGGCCAAAGAAAAGGAGAGGGAAAAAGAAGAGAAGAAGAAAGAAAAAGAGAGGGAAAAAGAAAAACGGGAAAAGGAGAAGGAAAAAGAAAAGGAGAGAAUUCGAUUGGAGAAGGUGAAAGUAGACACUCCCGCACCUCUACCGUCUCCAGUCAUCCCCAGACUGACACUCAGAGUUGGAGCUGGCCAGGACAAAAUUGUUAUCAGCAAGGUGGUUCCAAAUUCAGAGCCCAAAACGCCAGCACCUAAGACCCCUGCUGCCAAGUCUGGACCUGGGAAUCGUUCUCGGACGCCCCCACCACCCCCGAUUCUAGCCCCAGUGGUGCCCAUUAUGCCCCCUGCUCCCGCCCCACUUCCACCGGCUCCUGCCCCGUCGUCAUUGCUUUCCCCGGCUCCUAUGCUCUCUCCCGCCGCUCCCCUCAAAAUGCCUGUUCGCAGCGUAGUAACAGAGACUGUCAGUACCUACGUGAUCCGAGAUGAAUGGGGAAACCAGAUCUGGAUCUGUCCUGGAUGCAACAAACCUGAUGAUGGCAGUCCCAUGAUAGGAUGUGAUGACUGUGAUGAUUGGUAUCAUUGGCCUUGUGUUGGGAUCCUUACAGCCCCUCCUGAGGACCAGCAGUGGUUUUGUGUUAAAUGUUCCAGCAAGAAGAAGGACAAAAAACACAAGAAAAGGAAACACAAACUGCAUUGAGACUAUGCAAAAAGCACAUAUUUUGGACUUUUUUUGGACUUGAAGCCAUCACUGAACCCUUGUGGCACUGCUGUAAAAUUUAAAAAAAAGAAAUUGUGGCUGAUACCAACUUCUGAUGAUUUUUUUAAUGAUGUCAGCCAUGAUUGCAUUGUGAGUUGGUCAGAAAAAAAGGCUUUAACCAGCACAUAUCCAGCCUUAGUUCUCAUGUGGACUCUGUGGUUUCCCCCCCUUCUCACCUGUAAAUGGUUUGCUUAUUGUAUUGGAUGUCCAGUCAGAGGAGAUCAUGACAAUUAUGUUUGUAUAAGAAGAUAAUGACAGUUUCUAUAUGAUCAGAGCUCAACUUUGUCAGCAAGCAGAACCAGAGAACAACUAACAUCCGUCGUCUUUAUUUCUGUUCCCUUCAUGUUGCCACAAAAGGAAUGACCUCUACAUCCAACCUUUCCCCAGUUUUCUGCAGUAUCAUUGAAAUGUCAUGUAUAUAAUGAUGAUUGCAUCGGGUGUGUAUAAACGUGUAAAUACCAACUUCCAAGCCAAGUGCAUUUUGUUCUUAGGAUUCUGACUUGUUAAAUCCAUUUUCAGAUAUUGGUUUUUAACUCGAAUGAUUUUCUGUAAUUUCUGUACAUUUUUUAAAUUUAAAGUUUGUAUUUUUAUUUUUUCUUCAUAUGGAUUUUGUCCUGGAGUUAUACUGUAGCUGUGCUUGUAAUGUCAUUCAUUUCGCUCAUAUUUCAAUAUUAAAGAUGAACAGUCUGCGUACUCGCAGACUUUACAACGUAAAAUCUCA